Molecule: messenger RNA, 719 nt
Organism: Arabidopsis thaliana (thale cress)
Lineage: Eukaryota; Viridiplantae; Streptophyta; Magnoliopsida; Brassicales; Brassicaceae
Exons: 2
Coding region: 163-630 (155 amino acids)
Biological process (GO): response to oxidative stress
Cellular component (GO): nucleus
Source: RefSeq, marked reviewed
CACAAACAUCUCGACAAGAACUCUCUGUUCUUUCUUAUCAAAAAAAAAAAGAACUCUCUGUUCUGUUCUUAUUGAUCAAGAAACCUUUUCUUGUCCUUUUGGUUAAGACUUCAAAAGAAAGAUCAAAUCAGAAUCUAAACAUAAUUGACAAAAGAAGAAGAGAUGAACAUUCGCGAUGGUAAUCUUAUUUCGACUACAAAAGAAGAAGAGGGUGUUAUUGGAGUUUCAGGAUCCUCUGCAAAAGUUUCAUCUUCAUCUUCUAUCUCUAUGUGUUCAUCUGAUUUAACAGAGGAUGCUUCUUCUUCUUCUUCUUCUUCUUCUUCUUCUUCAAAUGGGCCUUUCGACGAUCUUUCGGACCUCAUCUCUCAGCUCCCUAUCAUUCAGGUCAAGAAAGGAGGACUUUCAAAGUAUUAUAAAGGCAAAUCUCAAUCAUUCACAUCUCUAGCAAAUGUCACAAGUCUACAGGAUCUUGUGAAGAGAGGAUCAAGAACGAAGUCAUGCUGCAAAAGGGAUUAUUUCUAUGGACCAAAGGCAACAAUCUCCAUGAAAGCCACGAGAACAUCCUCAAAACAUUCAAAUUCAAGAUUAACCUUUAAACCAUUUCAUGAUUCACCCAAAUCAGUUCAAUGACAUGACAAAACAACCUUCUGGGUUCAGUUUAACAUUGUAUUCAUUUGUAUACAAGUUUGCCCCAAGCUAAAUGAGAACAGAGAGAAUUU